This is a messenger RNA of Molossus molossus (Pallas's mastiff bat), 1858 nucleotides long. It is a transcript of the gene TRIB3, whose product is annotated as tribbles pseudokinase 3. The record is from RefSeq and is a predicted model, not a curated record. Gene Ontology annotation, cellular component: nucleus. Gene Ontology annotation, biological process: regulation of MAP kinase activity; protein phosphorylation; positive regulation of proteasomal ubiquitin-dependent protein catabolic process. NCBI's taxonomy places the organism in Eukaryota, Metazoa, Chordata, Mammalia, Chiroptera, Molossidae. The transcript is spliced from 3 exons. Bases 1 to 1077 code for a protein of 358 amino acids. Gene Ontology annotation, molecular function: mitogen-activated protein kinase kinase binding; protein kinase activity; ATP binding.
AUGCGAGCCACCCCUCUGGCAGCUCCUAUGGGCGCUUCCUCCAGGAAGAAGCAGUUGAAGUUGGAUGAUGACCUAGACACUGAGUGUCCCACCCGGAAACAAGCUCGCAGUGGACCCCAGCCCAGGCUGCCCCCCUGCCCACUGCCCCUGAGACCAUCCCCUACUCCAGUUCGUGCCUCUACUGUGACCACUGCCUCCCGGCUUGGGCCCUAUGUCCUCCUGGAGCCCGAGGAGGGCGGCCGGGCCUACCGGGCCCUGCACUGCCCCACAGGCGUUGAGUACACCUGUCAGGUAUACCCGGUCUGCGAGGCCCUGGCGGUGCUGGAGCCCUACUCCAGGCUGCCUCCCCACAGGCAUGUGGCACGACCAGCAGAGGUCCUGGCGGGCACACACCACCUUUACACCUUUUUCCCGCGGCCCCAUGGGGACAUGCACAGUUUGGUGCGACACCGCCGCUGCCUGCCGGAGCCGGAGGCUGCAGGGCUUUUCCGUCAGAUGGCCACCGCCGUGGCACACUGUCACCAGCAUGGCCUAGUCCUGCGAGACCUCAAGCUGCGCCGCUUUGUCUUCACCAACUGUGAGAGGACAAAGCUGGUGCUGGAGAACCUGGAGGAUGCCUACGUGCUGACUGGGCCAGACGACUCCCUAUGGGAUAAGCACGCGUGCCCGGCCUAUGUGGGACCUGAGAUCCUCAGCUCGCGGGCAUCCUACUCAGGCAAGGCAGCGGACGUCUGGAGCCUUGGCGUGGCGCUCUACACCAUGCUGGCUGGCCACUACCCCUUCCAGGACUCAGAGCCUGCCCUGCUCUUUGGCAAGAUCCUCCGGGGGGCCUACGCUCUGCCUCAGAGCCUCUCGGCCCCGGCCCGCUGCCUAAUUCGUUGCCUGCUUCGACGAGAGCCAGCUGAGAGGCUCACGGCCUCAGGCAUCCUCCUGCACCCCUGGCUUCGGGAGAACCUGGUCCCCUCAGUCCCAUCCCGAGCCCACCUCUGGGAGGCUGACCAGGUGGUCCCGGAAAGGCCAGGGCUGGAGGAAGUCGAGGAAGAGGAGGGAGAAAGGGAAAUGGGUUUAUAUGGGUAGGCCUACCCUACCAGACUCAGCUGUGAACUGUGGGUUGGGUUUGUGGCAUCCCCAAGCUCCCCCUGCCUCUUUGAGACAAACCUUAAGUGCCUUCUAGAAGGGGAGAAGAGGUGUGUGGAGCACGCUGUGUGCCGCCGGUGCGGUUCUACCUGUGCGCGGGCUCAGCUUCCACAGGUCUUCCCUGGGAGCUCGCUGUGGGCCCCGUUCUAGGUGCUGAGAACACAGCUCUGAACAAGACACACCCCUGCUCACAGAGCUGAUGCUGCUUUUCCAAACCCACAGGCCAGUGUGUGUCCUGGGCCGGGUCCACUUAGUGCAGGUGAUGGCAUCCACUCGUGCUGGUGCCCGGCACCUCCGCCAUGGGACGGUCCCCUUCAGCCAACCCAGCUGCCUUUGUGUGUGCACCUUUCGGAGAAAAGGAAGCGCCCUGUGCCAAAGGCUCCAGUCUCGCCCCUGCAGCUUCGGGCUCCAGAGCCCUGGCGGGACUUCUGCAGAGAAGUGGGGAUUCUCUGUCCAGGCCUGAGCCAAGCAUUUGGGCUGGAAGAGCAAGAGUGCAAAUUGUGAGGAGGCUCCUCAUCACCCCCGAGGAGUGUUUGGGAUGAAGGUCCAGGCCAGUCUGCCUCGCCGCCCCUGGCCUGAGCACUGGAGUUGGGGCCCAGACUAGGUGGGGUCUGCCCCCUGGCCUCCUGGAAAGUCCUAAACCCAGUUCUGGGGACACUUGGGGCCUAGAACCCCACAUCAGCACUGUAGGUUUUCGAUUCCAUGACUAUAUAUUUUUACC